Molecule: messenger RNA, 210 nt
Organism: Lactuca virosa
Lineage: Eukaryota; Viridiplantae; Streptophyta; Magnoliopsida; Asterales; Asteraceae
Source: the annotation of a GenBank genome assembly
AUGCCGGUGAUCUCUAAGCAAGAUAAACAACGCAAAGAAGAAGAGGAAUUUCGGAUUAAGCUGUCGAUUGUAUUCUAUGAACUUGCUUUCCACUUCAAUCCCCAUUAUUGUGUAGAGGCAUGCAAUAAUCUUGGAGUUAUAUAUAAAGAUAGAGACAAUCUUAAUAAAGCAGUAGAGUGUUAUCAGGUACCCAUUAUGGUGAUAGUAUGA